Musca vetustissima is the source of this 2347-nucleotide messenger RNA. It is a transcript of the gene gro, whose product is annotated as protein groucho. Gene Ontology annotation, cellular component: nucleus; transcription regulator complex. NCBI's taxonomy places the organism in Eukaryota, Metazoa, Arthropoda, Insecta, Diptera, Muscidae. Bases 48 to 2327 code for a protein of 759 amino acids. The transcript is spliced from 13 exons. Gene Ontology annotation, molecular function: protein binding; transcription corepressor activity. The record is from RefSeq and is a predicted model, not a curated record. Gene Ontology annotation, biological process: negative regulation of canonical Wnt signaling pathway; regulation of DNA-templated transcription.
UUUAUUCAGUAGGAUUGUGAGGAAUAUAGCUCUGCACAAACGGAAAAAUGUAUCCUGCACCGGUGCGGCACCCUUCGGCGGGGGUAAGUGAUAUGCAAACGGUAAAAACUCACUCACUUCACCUCAGCACCCACUCAUCUACUGCUAAUCACACUACCCCAACUCCCACUAUGCCACCCAUUCAUGGCCCGCCACCACAAGGACCUCUUAAAUUCACUAUAGUGGACACUCUGGAACGCAUCAAAGAGGAAUUCAAUUUUUUGCAGGCUCAGUAUCACACACUAAAAUUGGAGUGUGAAAAAUUGGCAAAUGAAAAGACCGAAAUGCAACGUCAUUACGUAAUGUACUAUGAGAUGUCUUACGGACUAAAUGUUGAAAUGCAUAAACAGACGGAAAUUGCAAAACGCUUAAACACACUUAUUAACCAAUUGCUGCCCUUUUUACAAGCCGACCAUCAGCAGCAGGUCUUACAGGCGGUAGAGCGCGCGAAACAAGUAACCAUGCAGGACUUAAAUCUUAUUAUAGGGCAACAAAUACAUGUGCAACAGGUACCGGGAGGUCCACCUCAGCCAAUGGGUGCUUUAGGGCCACUUGGGGGGCCAUUUGGCGCUUUGGGAGCCUCUAUGGGCUUACCGCAUGGACCACAAGGUUUGUUGAAAGCACCUCCAGAACACCAUAGACCAGACAUUAAACCAACGGGCUUAGAAGGGCCGGCAAGUGCUGAAGAACGACUGCGUAAUUCGGUUUCUCCGGCAGAUCGUGAAAAAUAUCGCACACGUUCGCCCCUCGAUAUUGAAAACGACUCUAAACGUCCCAAGCAAGAAAAAUUGGAGGAUGAAGGAGAGAAAAGCGAUCAAGAUUUAGUCGUAGAUGUUGCAAAUGAAAUGGAAUCACAUUCUCCUCGGCCAAAUGGUGAACACUUGUCCAUGGAAGGUAGAGAUCGAGAAAGUUUAAAUGGAGAAAGGUUAGAUAAACCGGGUAGCAGUGGUGUGAAACCACCAUCAGAUAGACCACCUUCACGUUCAGGCUCUAGUUCGUCACGAUCAACGCCCAGCCUUAAGACAAAAGAUAUGGAUAAACCGGGCACCCCGGGUGCAAAAGCUCGCACUCCUACUCCCAAUGCAGCGCCGCCAGCACAAGGCGUUAAUCCCAAACAAAUGAUGCCCCAAGGAGGUCCUCCGCCGGCUGGUUAUCCAGCAUCACCAUAUCAGAGACCAGCCGAUCCAUACCAGAGACCACCCUCCGACCCGGCUUACGGAAGGCCACCACCUCUACCUUACGAUCCACACGCGCACGUUAGAACCAAUGGCAUUCCACAUCCGACUGCGCUUACCGGUGGAAAGCCUGCUUAUUCCUUCCAUAUGAAUGGCGAAGGUAGCCUACAACCAGUUCCGUUCCCACCAGACGCGUUGGUGGGUGUUGGAAUACCCAGACAUGCACGCCAAAUAAAUACUUUGUCACACGGUGAAGUGGUUUGUGCAGUUACCAUUUCAAACCCCACAAAAUAUGUGUACACAGGCGGUAAAGGAUGCGUGAAAGUGUGGGACAUUUCGCAGCCCGGGAACAAGAGCCCCAUUAGUCAGCUGGAUUGCUUGCAGCGCGAUAACUACAUUCGAUCAGUUAAGUUACUACCCGACGGAAGAACAUUGAUUGUAGGCGGUGAGGCGUCAAAUCUCUCCAUUUGGGAUCUUGCCAGCCCCACGCCAAGAAUUAAAGCUGAAUUAACGUCAUCUGCCCCAGCUUGUUAUGCGCUGGCAAUUAGCCCGGAUUCGAAAGUUUGCUUCUCAUGUUGCAGCGAUGGCAACAUAGCAGUUUGGGACUUGCACAACGAAAUAUUAGUGCGCCAAUUCCAAGGUCAUACAGAUGGUGCGUCUUGUAUUGACAUUAGCCCAGACGGUACACGACUAUGGACCGGUGGUCUCGACAAUACAGUGCGCUCAUGGGAUUUGCGUGAGGGCCGCCAGCUACAACAGCACGAUUUCAGCUCACAGAUUUUCUCAUUGGGCUAUUGUCCCACAGGCGACUGGCUGGCAGUCGGUAUGGAAAAUUCUCACGUCGAGGUUUUACACGCAUCCAAACCUGACAAGUAUCAAUUACAUUUGCAUGAAAGCUGUGUGUUGUCAUUGCGUUUUGCAACCUGUGGCAAAUGGUUCGUAUCCACAGGCAAAGAUAAUCUAUUAAAUGCUUGGAGAACACCUUACGGAGCAAGUAUAUUCCAGUCAAAGGAAACUUCCUCAGUACUUAGCUGCGACAUAUCAACUGACGACAAGUACAUUGUGACGGGAUCCGGAGACAAAAAGGCUACAGUUUACGAAGUAAUAUACUAAUCGAUAGUUGUUCUCCAACA